Messenger RNA from Danaus chrysippus (African queen), 2091 nucleotides. The record is from the annotation of a GenBank genome assembly. NCBI's taxonomy places the organism in Eukaryota, Metazoa, Arthropoda, Insecta, Lepidoptera, Nymphalidae.
AUGCUCAUUGGUUUUACAUUAUCGUGGUCUGGACCCAUAAUACAGAAACUUCAAGACUUAGAACAAUCUCCUUUAUCAACGAAAUUGACCGACACAGAAGCUUCUUUUAUUGGAUCUUUAUUAUACAUUGGCUGCAUACCAGGUCCAUAUCUAGUUGGAUGGCUUUCAAACGUCAAGGGUCGGAAAGCAUGUUUGCUACUCGGUAGCCUUAUCAGCGUGAUAGGAUAUAUUUUGCUUAUAAUUACUCGCACUCUGGCAAUGCUCUACGUAGGAAGAAUAUUAACAGGAUUGGGCGUUGGCUGCGUCUUUUUAAUGGUCAUUGUUUAUCUGGGAGAAAUAGCGUCUACCAAUAGGCGUGGUACCCUGCUUGCUAUUGUAGGAAUAUUUGCGACUUUAGGUGGGAUGGUGUUAUUCUCAGCUGCAAUAUUUUUCUCCUACCAAGGAACAAACUACGUUGGGUUGGCAAUCAAUGUAAUAUUUACUUUAGGCGUACUAAUGAUUCCAGAGUCGCCGAUGUUUCACGUUUUGAAAGGAGAUGAUAAUGCUGUUAAAAAAACAUUACAGGAUUUGGACAGAUUGGACGAUUUAGAAAAAUUAACUGCAGCAAAAAAAGAUUACAGAACCAUAAGUAAUAUUAAAGAUUGGAGAGAUUUGUUUACAUUAAAGGUAUUAAUUCUGUGUAAAGACUUAAGUGAAAAUGAACGAGCUACGCGAGCGGCUUUCGUUCAGAGGUUGUUGAACAGUAAUAAAUAUCUGGAGGGGAGAUUAAAGUUAGUUGGAGGAUCAAGUAAAUACGAAGGUAAUGUGUAUAUUUACCACGCUGGUAGAUGGGGUGCAGUGUGUGAUGAUUCGUGGGAUGAAGCUGCCGCCACAGUCGUUUGUGGAAUUUUCAAUAAAACUGGUACAGCGACAUACGGUGGACAGUUUGGUGAAACUAAAGAAAAAUUUUGGAUGGACGAUAUUGUCUGCGAAGGCGAUGAAAAAUCAUUAACAGAAUGUGUAUUUUCUGGAUGGGGUUCUUCUGACUGUGAGAGUAAUGAAGUAGCCGGUGUCAUAUGUAACGAAGACAUUCAAAAUUCCAUUCCCAUCAAGAUAAAAGAAGAGGAAAAAAUAAGGAUACAUGAAGCCGUCGAUGUUAGGGCAGUGAGCUUAAGACUCGUAGGAGGUAGUAGUAGCAGCGAAGGAAGAGUUGAAAUUUAUUACAACGGAGUCUGGGGUAGCAUUUGUCCAGAUGGUUGGACUAUCUUUGAAGCUGCUGCUGUUUGUCAUCACCUUGCCCUCGGAUUUGCUGAACAAGCUCUGCAGACUGAUUACUUUGGAAACUCUCCUAUAAUUCUUAGCGGUGUAGCGUGUGAAGGGAAUGAGACUAAUUUGUUUAUGUGCAAACAUCGACAAUUUGGUCAAACUUACUGUCCCGGAGAUAUUGGUCAUGUGGCUGCUGUUGUAUGCACUCACUACUUAGCUGAUCUUCAUCUUGAUUCGUUGGCUAUAAUAAGAAGUGCCCAUCUUCAAGACGUGCCUAUGUUUCAACUGCAGUGUGCAAUGGAAGAAAACUGCUUGAGUAAAUCCGCUUAUGAAAUACAAAAGACAAAUCCGAAUUGGCAAUUCGAAACGCGGCGCCUUUUGCGUUUCACAGCAUCAUCGCUCAAUAUCGGCAAUGCAGAAUUCAGGCCUUAUCUACCAAAACAUUUGUGGCAGUGGCAUUUAUGUCAUAUGCACUAUCACAGUAUGGAGGUAUUCGCUACUUUCGAUAUUCUGGAUAUGACGGGACGUAGAGUAGCUGAAGGACACAAAGCCUCAUUCUGUUUGGAAGACAAUACCUGUCUGCCGGGAGUCGAGAAAAAAUACUCAUGCAAGAAUUACGGCGACCAAGGUGUGUCUAUCAAUUGUUCGGAUAUUUAUCUUUACAAUAUCGACUGUCAAUGGGUUGAUGUGACAGAUGUGGCUCCGGGAGACUAUACAUUCAAAGUUGCUGUGAACCCACACGCCCGCGUUGCAGAACAAAGCUACCACAACAAUGCCGCCGUGUGUUCACUACGUCUGUCAGAUACUAACGCUUACGUUUACUCUUGUAAUAUGGAAAAGCCAUAA